Molecule: messenger RNA, 1742 nt
Organism: Pelodiscus sinensis (Chinese soft-shelled turtle)
Lineage: Eukaryota; Metazoa; Chordata; Testudines; Trionychidae
Product: keratin, type I cytoskeletal 14-like
Biological process (GO): epithelial cell differentiation; intermediate filament organization
Cellular component (GO): cytoskeleton; keratin filament
Molecular function (GO): structural molecule activity
Source: RefSeq, a predicted model, not a curated record
CCCCAUUGCGGGUAUAAAAGGAGCCUCCGAGCCAGGGGAAGUUAGCAGCACUCUCCUCCUUUCGUAGCUCAGCUGGGUGACUGUUUUGGGCUUUUGAUCCUCCACUGCCUUUCACCAUGGCCACCAGCAUCAGGCAGUACUCCUCAUCCACAUCCCUCAAGAGCGUAGGGGGCUUAGGUGGAUUAGGAGGUGGCUCCACACGGGUUUCCUCCGUGCAUCUUGGUGGUCCGUACAGAGCCCCAAGUAUCAAAGGGGGAUCUAGCAGUUUUUCUGUCUCCUCUUCUAGGUAUGUCUCUGGGGUAAGAAGCAGCAUGGGUGGUAGCUAUGGGGGGAGCUACAGUAGUAGCUUUGGAGGUGGCUAUGGGGGUGGGCUUGGAGUUGGCUUUGUGUGUGGAUUUGGUGGUAGCUUUGGUGGUGGUGAUGGCAUCCUCCCUGCGGGUGAAAAGGAAACGAUGCAGAACCUGAACGACCGCCUGGCUACCUACCUGGACAAGGUGCGUGCCCUGGAGGAGGCCAAUUCCGAUCUGGAGAUUAAGAUCGAGGCGUGGUAUAAGAAGCAGGGACCUGGUCCUGACCGUGACCACAGCCCCCAUUACAGGACAAUUGAAGAUCUGAGGAGCAAGAUCCUUGCUGCCACUAUCGCCAAUGCCAACCUUGUCUUGCAGAUUGAUAAUGUCAGGCUGGCAGCUGAUGACUUCAAAACCAAGUAUGAGACGGAGCUGGCCCUGCGCAUGAGCGUGGAGGCGGACAUCAAUGGCCUGCGCAGGGUCCUGGACGAGCUGACUCUGGCUAGAAAUGACCUGGAGAUGCAGAUUGAAAACCUGAAGGAGGAGCUGGUUUAUCUCAAGAAGAACCACGAGGAGGAAAUGGAUAUACUAUGCAGCCAGCUGAGUGGAAAGGUCAGUGUGAAGAUGGAAGCAGCUCCUGGGGUGGACCUGACCAAGAUCCUGGCUGACAUGAGAGAGCAGUAUGAGAGCUUGGCAGAGAAGAACCGGAAAGAGGCUGAGCAGUGGUUCUACACCAAGACUGAAGAGCUGAACCGGGAAGUAGCCAUGAACACGGAACAGCUGCAGAGCAGCAAAUCGGAGAUCACAGAACUCAGACGCACGAUCCAGGGUCUGGAGAUAGAGCUGCAGUCCCAGCUCAGCAUGAAAACCGCACUGGAGGGCACCUUGGCAGAGACGGAAGCCCGCUACAGCACCCAGUUGGCCCAGCUGCAGGCCCUGGUCACUAGCGUGGAGGAACAGCUGGCUGAGCUGCGAUGCGACAUGGAGCAUCAGAACCACGAAUACAAGAUUCUCGUGGACGUCAAGACACGCCUGGAGCAGGAGAUCGCCACAUACCGCCGCCUGCUGGAGGGCGAGGAUGGCCACAUUGCUGCCGAGUACCCUGCAGUCCUCUCCUCGCUGUCUACUAACGAAUUAAUCAUACCCACUCUUAAAGUCCACACGGUUCUUGAGGAGGUCCAAGAUAGAAAGGUGGUCUCAUCCCGCGAGCAGGUUUAGCUUUCCACCUGCUAACAGCACAGAGACCUCUAUGGAGCCCAGUUCCCAAGGCUUAAACUGCUCAGAAACAAUAGAGAGAGAUGCGCGGAAAGCUCCAGCUGCUGUACCUGACUGAGCCAUGGGGAAAACUCAGCUCAGUUUGUUUGUUCUUUCCCUUCUCAGUGUCUUGCAUUGGCUGUCACCUGCCUUUAAGUGCCACACUGGUCUGCAAAUGUCUAAUAAAGCUUUUCAUCUGAU